Messenger RNA from Microtus ochrogaster (prairie vole), 1056 nucleotides. RefSeq names its product complement C8 gamma chain (gene C8g). The record is from RefSeq and is a predicted model, not a curated record. Gene Ontology annotation, biological process: complement activation. Gene Ontology annotation, cellular component: blood microparticle; extracellular exosome; membrane attack complex. Gene Ontology annotation, molecular function: complement binding. Lineage: Eukaryota; Metazoa; Chordata; Mammalia; Rodentia; Cricetidae.
AACGAGCACGUUGUUGUUGGCUGUGGGGAUAAGAGCAGUUACUGGCGUGCAGAGUGUUGAGCACUGACCUCAAGUAGAAAUCGGGGUGCAGAAGUCAACGCAGACUUUGCACUUGGGGUGCAAUGCCAACCCCCUGUGUAGGCCAGGUUCUAGGAUAAACCUAGCUUGGGGUAGGGGUUCAGUAAACGGAAGACAGAUGUGGACUUCCUGGGCUGUGCUUCCUGUGGCACUGGACAGUGGACUCUGACCUGGGACAGUGCCUCCCCGUCCUGUCGCCUUCUGUCCCUGACUGGGCUGCCAUGCUGUCCCCUAGGGCUGUGUUGUUCUUCACCCUGCUCUUGACAGCCAUUUCGCUGGGCCAAAGGGCUCGGAAGCCCUCUAGGGCUCCAUCCCCUAUCAGCACCAUCCAGGCCCAGGCGAAUUUCAAUGUUGAGCAGUUUGCAGGGACAUGGCUCCUUGUGGCUGUGGGCUCUGCAUGCCGCUUUCUUCAGGAGCAGGGCCACCGGGCUGAGGCCACCACAUUGCACACAACUCCCCAGGGUGCAGCUAUGGCUGUCAGCACCUUCCGAAAGCUAGAUGGAAUCUGUUGGCAGAUACGCCAACGCUUUGGAGACACCGGGGUCCCUGGCCGCUUCUUGCUCCAAGGGACCCGUGGGCCAGUGCCUGUGGUUGUUGCUGAGACCGACUACCAGAACUUUGCCGUCCUGUAUCUGGAGCAGGCAAGGAGGCUGUCUGUGAAGCUGUAUGUCCGCUCACUCCCGGUGAGUGAUUCUGCCCUGAAUGUGUUUGAGCAGCGAGUCAGAGGAGCCAACUUGACAGAACACCAGGUCUUUUACUUCCCCAAGUACGGUUUCUGCGAAACUGCGGACCAGUUCCACACCCUGAAUGAGAUGCGGAGAUGAGGCCAUGUGGUGGAGAAGCUGUGGACAUUGGACUGCUCUCCGAGAGUUCUGAGCACCCUGAACGUGCUCCUGGAGUCUCCUGUCUGUCCUGCAUACCUUCACACAGCUCUGUUGUCCUGGGGGCUUUUCAGUAAACAUCAGCUGUGGCUCUGGG